AUGGGUGGGAAGAAUGCGAAAAUUGAUGCUACCACCCUUGAAGCUGCCAGUUUGGUUUCUUCAGACAAACCAGCCAACGUGGCUGAUAAAACAUUAUCGAAAAACAACUACAGAAAAACGAAAAUACAUGUAGCCAAAUUUGACGAAAAGCGACAAUCAGUUCCGAGAUAUGGACGUGCUUUGAAACGUGUUCAUUUUCCUGGUAAAGUUAUUGUUAUUGACGAUGAAAAAUAUUUCACAUUAUCGAAUUCUGAGAUCAAAGGCUAUGAUGGGUUCUAUAAAGAUAAUGUACAAAAUAUUUUAGAUAAUGUGAAAUUCAAGAGCAAAUAUAAGUUUGAGGACAAAAUCUUGGUAAGGUGCGCCAUAUCGAAUAAUGGUGUUUUACAGCCGUAUGUUGAACGUGUUCAUGGUGAAGCCAUCAAUGCUGACAUUUGCAUCGGUAGAAGUCUUACGAAGCUACGGAAUUUUAUUGUUUUUCAUCAACGCAACGACCAAAUAAUACUCUGGCCUGAUUUUACGUCGUCUCACUACGCCAGAAGAACGACAGACUGGUUAGCUGCAAAUGCCAUCAUUUUUGUUCCCAAGGUCGUCAACCCUCCAAAUGUACCUCAGGCGAGACCCAUUAAAGAUUUUUGA
This is a messenger RNA of Psylliodes chrysocephalus, 636 nucleotides long. The record is from the annotation of a GenBank genome assembly. NCBI's taxonomy places the organism in Eukaryota, Metazoa, Arthropoda, Insecta, Coleoptera, Chrysomelidae.